Messenger RNA from Cylicostephanus goldi, 608 nucleotides. The record is from the annotation of a GenBank genome assembly. NCBI's taxonomy places the organism in Eukaryota, Metazoa, Nematoda, Chromadorea, Rhabditida, Strongylidae.
AUGCUUGUAGCUCCUAUCGGUUACCGCAUUCGGUUGAGAGUUCUGGAAUUUGACGUGAAUGGCCAAAGUUCGAACUGCGAGAAGGACACACUGCAUGUCUUCGAUCACGAGACCGUGAUUGAUCCCAGCUCCCCCCAUUUCCAAAACAGCGACUCCAUCACUCCAGGACCUAUAAUAGGCCAAUUUUGCGGUAAGCGAACAAAUGCUAGCGAACUGAGCUCGAGCACUCUGAAUGCGCUCACCCUCUGGUGGCACACUGAUCCUCUGCUCGCACAACAACAUCCAGCAAAAGGAUUCCGUCUUCAGUGGAAUGCUUUCCGAGUCACAGCCAAUGUUCCAUGCUCACCUUCUCGGGAGUUCGCAUGCGGAGGAAAUGAGUGCAUUCCAAUCCAGCUGGCCUGCGACCGCUUCGCGGAUUGUCGCGAUGAAUCCGACGUCAUCUACACAAGGCAAUUUGCCGCUAACUGUGAAAGUGAGACAUUGCAGCCAUUAGAAAUAAGAAAACAGCAAUUGGCAUGGCUAGGCGCCUCCAUGACCUCCAUUGUAGAGAGCACUACGCUCGUUGUAGUCUUCCGUACUGCAUUUCGUAAGCCUCGACGAAGUUGAGU